Messenger RNA from Sardina pilchardus (European sardine), 1190 nucleotides. RefSeq names its product ORMDL sphingolipid biosynthesis regulator 1 (gene ormdl1). The transcript is spliced from 4 exons. Bases 113 to 574 code for a protein of 153 amino acids. The record is from RefSeq and is a predicted model, not a curated record. Gene Ontology annotation, cellular component: endoplasmic reticulum membrane. NCBI's taxonomy places the organism in Eukaryota, Metazoa, Chordata, Actinopteri, Clupeiformes, Clupeidae. Gene Ontology annotation, biological process: sphingolipid biosynthetic process; intracellular sphingolipid homeostasis; ceramide metabolic process.
UCAGACAACAACAGCUGAAACGGGGAGUGGGAAGGUUAGCCUUCGCAGUGCAGUACAGUACAGCUAGCUGCGUUUCAAAACAGAUUUGUAAGAAGGUACAUUAAAAAACAAAAUGAAUGUUGGCGUAGCCCACAGUGAAGUAAACCCCAACACUCGAGUUAUGAACAGUCGAGGCAUUUGGUUAACAUACGCUCUUGGUGUCGGAAUGCUUCACAUUGUCCUGCUAAGCAUUCCUUUCUUCAGUGUUCCUGUCGUGUGGACACUCACAAAUGUUAUACACAAUUUUGGAAUGUACGUGUUCAUGCAUGCGGUGAAAGGAACUCCGUUCGAGACCCCCGACCAGGGCAAAGCCAGGCUCUUAACACACUGGGAACAGCUAGACUAUGGUGUUCAGUUCACAUCAUCUAGGAAAUUCUUCACCAUCUCGCCCAUCAUUUUAUACUUUCUCGCCAGCUUCUACACAAAAUACGACCCCACGCACUUCAUCGUAAACACAGCCUCACUUCUGAGUGUUCUUAUCCCGAAGCUUCCACAGCUACAUGGUGUCCGAAUCUUUGGAAUCAACAAGUAUUAAGCGAGGAACCCUGGAGAGUUGCAUCUCCGACCCGACUCUCAGCCACAAGCUAGAGCUUCAUACUGUGGGGCGGUGAAAUAGGUAAACCUUUGUACUGCGGUGGUGUAUACUUAGCAGUUUUGUACUGUCUGUUGUAAUUGUCCCUUUCAUUACUUGGAUACAUCGGGAAGAACUAUAACAGGGAUAUGGACAGAGGAGAAUGCCAUGAGCAUUACUAACUUAAGUAAAAAAAAAUGUUUUGGUCCUCAUGGAUCUGGGCUGGCCCAGGAUUCAGAGUUUAUGACUGGUGACUGUUUAUUUUUGUUUUGUUUUGUUUCAGUUGUUUUGUUUUCCUUUAUGUUGUUGUCAAACUUUGCUUAAUAGCCCUCUCUGCACAGUGAGGAAAAACGUUUUUGUUUCAGUGUAACAUUUCUGGAUGUGUUCUUAAACUAAGCCACGAAAAACUAUCAAACCUACCUUUUAAAAAUUGUUUGUUUCACAAGGACGGGAACCUGUGGUUCAUAACGAAGUAUGACUCUCUACUGUGAGGUUUGACUCCCCUCUACGGUGGACUGUCAGUGAAAUGUGUGUUUUUGCAUGAUAUCCUUGUUAAAAUGAAUCAUUUGUCUUUGUUCAA